UGCCCAUCUCGUUCUAGCACCUAGAGAUCCAAUAUGCAGCACUUCUUCCUCUUCCUCUUGCUCCUCGUUUUCUUGCUUCCCCAUGAAACCAGCUACUCCGCGGCCGCAGCUUCCGGCGGCGGUGACAGGUGCAGCCGCCGGUGUGGCGGUGCCACCGUCCCAUACCCUCUCGGAUUCUCCCCCGGCUGCCCCAUCGCCCUGUGGUGCGACGCCAGCAUAUCCACGCCGAUCCUCCCAUACAUAGGAGAGAACGGCACCACGUACCGCGUGAUAGCCUUCAACUCCACCAUCUCCACCGUCGUUGUCGGCCUCCCGCCGUCGUGCAGCCGCAGCGUCCCCGAGGCCAGGAGGGUGCUCUCCGGGGGCAACUACGGCGUGUCGUCUCGCACCGGUCUUUUCCUCCGCGGCGGCUGCGGCGGGGUCAACGCGUCGGCGGGCGCUGGAUGCAGCGUGCCCGUGGGCGUCAUGUCCAGGCUGCUCCGCACGGCGCAGUGCGUCGGCAUCAGCAACGACACCUCGCCCGCCGCUGUGGCGUGCGUCGCUUCCGCUGCGCCAAACUCCACCGCGGCGGUGCAUGGCCAGUUUCUGCGGUGGGAGAAGGUCGAGAAGCAAAAGUGCGACGACGUGCUGACCUCCACGGUGUUCGUGCUCACGGCGGAGGGGACGGCUACGCUGGAGUUCGGCGUGGCCGAGCUCGGCUGGUGGCUCAACGGGACGUGCGGCGCCGGCGGGGGCGAGCGUUGCGCGGCGAACGCGUCGUGCACCGACGUAAAAACGCCUAGCGGGGAGUUGGGGCACCGGUGCGGGUGCGUGGCGGGGAUGGAGGGCGACGGCUUCUUGGCCGGCGACGGAUGCUACCUCGGUGGAUCCCCUCAUGAUGUUGUCUCAAGCUCCAAGGUGCGGCAAAUAUUCAUAGUUAUUGGCUUGAUAUCUUCUCUUGGCAUCACUGUCUUCUUCUUCAUCUAUGGCCGGAAAAGGCGCAAUGCCCUGAUGAAGACAACAAAACAACUACCCAAAAAGGCAGCCAUAUUCUUCAAUGGGGAAGUCAUGGAGGACGAGCUAGAGCAAGGAGCCAGCGGCCCCCGGCGAUUUUCCUACAGUGAGCUCGCCGUCGCCACUGAUAACUUUUCAAAUGACAUGGCACUCGGGAGAGGAGGCUUCGGGUAUGUAUAUCAAGGGUUUAUUAGUGACAUGGACCGUGAAGUGGCUGUCAAGAGGGUGUCUGAGACCUCUCGACAGGGUUGGAAGGAGUUCGUCUCUGAGGUGCGGAUCAUUAGUCGGCUCAGGCAUCGAAACCUUGUGCAGCUCAUAGGCUGGUGCCACGGUGGAGACGAGCUUCUCCUCGUCUACGACCUGAUGCACAAUGGCAGCCUCGACACUCAUUUGUAUAGAUCCGACCAUGGGCUGACAUGGCUGAUAAGGUAUGUUACAUUGAUAUUCCUCACUUCGGCGCUUCUGUACCUGCACCAAGAGGCGGAGCAACGUGUGGUGCACAGGGACAUCAAGCCUAGCAACAUCAUGUUAGACGCCUCCUUCACAGCCAAGCUCGGUGACUUCGGGCUCGCGAGGCUCAUCAACGACGGACGGAGAUCGCACACGACCGGCAUAGCUGGCACGAUGGGGUACAUCGAUCCAGAGAGCAUGCUGGCCGGCAGGGCGAGCAUCGAGUCAGACGUGUAUAGCUUCGGGGUCGUCCUUCUCGAGGUUGCAUGUGGGCGGCGACCAGCUUUGGUCCAGGAAGACGGUGAUGUCGUCCACCUGGUCCAAUGGGUGUGGGACUUGUAUGGCAGAGGAUCAAUCUUUGGCGCUGUCGACAAGCGACUUAGGGGGGAGUUUGACGGCACGGAGAUGGAGCGUGUUAUGGUCGCGGGGCUCUGGUGCGCGCACCCUGACCGUGGCAUGCGACCAUCCAUCAGGCAAGUGGUGAACAUGCUGCGGUCCGAAGCGCCAUUACCAAGUCUCCCGGCGAGGAUGCCGGUGGCGACCUAUGGGCCGCCGACUAAUCAUUCGAGUUUUGGAACUUUGCUGAUGACCAGUGUCAAUGGCCGGUGAUGACGUUUCCACCAGAACAGUAGUUAAAUUUUCCAGUUAUUAUAGAAUCUUAGUUCCUUAUGUCGGUUAUCAAUCGUCCACAAGCAGGAGGGAAGACAAGUAUGCAGAAAUAAAUUGUUGCCGCUCUGGAACAUCUACAGAGCAAAACACCAUGGACUCCCUCGGUUUUAAUUUACUCGGUAUAUUAACUUUGGUCAAAGUCAAACUUUGUAAAAUUUUGACAAAAUUUAUAGACAAAAGUAUUAACUUAUACAAUAACAAAUCAAUAUCAUUAGAUUCAGUAUUGAAUAUACUUUCACAUCAUAUUGAUUUAUUAUUGUAAAUGUUUAUAUUUUUUUAUAAACUUGCUCAAACUUCAUGAAGUUUGACUCCAUGAAUUUUGACUCCAGUCAAAUCUAAUAUGGAGAGUAAAUAAAAACGAAGGGAGUAUAUAUAUUGCCGGAUCAUCUUUGUUUGCA
This is a messenger RNA of Triticum aestivum (bread wheat), 2510 nucleotides long. RefSeq names its product L-type lectin-domain containing receptor kinase IX.1. The transcript has 3 exons. Gene Ontology annotation, biological process: protein phosphorylation. Gene Ontology annotation, molecular function: protein kinase activity; ATP binding. The record is from RefSeq and is a predicted model, not a curated record. NCBI's taxonomy places the organism in Eukaryota, Viridiplantae, Streptophyta, Magnoliopsida, Poales, Poaceae. Bases 34 to 2052 code for a protein of 672 amino acids.